Messenger RNA from Haemonchus placei, 1104 nucleotides. Lineage: Eukaryota; Metazoa; Nematoda; Chromadorea; Rhabditida; Trichostrongylidae. The record is from the annotation of a GenBank genome assembly.
AUUUUUUCUAGGCCUCGAAAGAAGGGAAUGUCCGGUAAUGAUACACAGAAAAUCGCUGACGCUGUAAGUACAUCAGGAGAAGGAGCCACGGCCAGUGCGGCUGACGACAGUGCCAAAAAGCCGGAGAACCCUUGGGCGUCUCCACGGCAGGAGCCCGUAAAUGGCAUUGUUCAACCACGAGUCAUCCCACCGAUGGGAAAGCCAACGCGGCACACAAAUCAGCUGGACUAUAUAUUGAAUACGGUGCUCAAAGAAGUGAUGAAACACAAGCAUGCAUGGCCGUUCAAUGUGCCAGUGGAUACGGUUAAGUUGAACCUCCCGGACUAUCACAAAGUGAUUCGUCGUCCUAUGGAUAUGAAGACCAUACAAAAGCGCUUGCAGAAUAUCUAUUACUAUUCAGCGAAGGAGUGCAUGGAGGACAUAAUGACAAUGUUCAACAACUGCUACACUUUCAACCCUCCUCACAGUGAGAUCGUUUCAAUGGGUCGCGAACUCGAACAACUCUUCUUGGCCAAGAUUGCUGAUAUGCCUUCUGAUGUAAGUAUUCUAGUGGAUUUUUCUCCAGGAUUUCGAAGAUAUCUUCCGCAACUGUUACACCUUCAAUCAAAAGACACUAAUUCUCAGGUUCCUCGUCGUGAAUCGGCACGUCCUGUUAAGAAACCGGCGCAUUUCAUUGAUUAUACACAGCUACCUCCUAGGUAUAAGGGUAAAGCUUCAGAGUCAAUGAAGUUUUGCCACAAGGUGUUACAUGAGCUGAUGGGCAAAAAGUGCAAAGCAUUUAAUUGGCCGUUUUUGGUUCCUGUUGACGUAGAAGGGAUGAAUCUUUCCGAUUACUACGACAUUAUUACCAAUCCCAUGGAUCUUGGUACGAUAAAAAAGAAGUUGGACAAUAAACAGUACGCAACCGCACAAGAAUUCGCUGAUGACAUUAAGCUGGUAUGCUCUAAUUGUUUCACGUACAAUCCUGCCACAGAUGUUAUUCAUCAGCAUGGAAGAGCUCUUUUACGAGCGUUUGAAGAAAGGGUGAGUCUGAAUGUGCUGGCAGAUUGCUCAGGGCAAAAUGCUGUUGGUGGUGUUAUUCAAUCGAAUGGACUUAUGAUUUAG